AUGUGGGUACUAUCGGUACACCUAGACGGGGUACAAACCCAGCAGUACCUGCUUGUUCCAGGGACUGAAUACCUCGUUGGAAGGCUGCAGCUGUCAGGAAACCACAUCAGCAUCAACAAAAGCCACGUCAGCAAAAAACAUCUCAGAGUCUGUGUGGGGGAACUUGACACGUCCCGGUUAGACGAUUUCCAAUAUGUGACGCCCCUUGCAGUGACGUUUCUCAGCCAUCUGCCGUCGUUUCUUAAUGGAACCCUUGAUGCAAUUCGGGUGAAGAGUGGCUCUCCUGUAAUCUCCUUGGAAUAUGAUCCCGAAACGGAAACUCCGCUACGCUUGGAACUCCAGAACGAGAUAAUGAUCGGUGCAAGCAAGCACGCGACGCUGAUGAACAUACAGUGGAUUCCGUUUAAUUUAUCGUACCUGUCACGGGAAUCGAUAGAUGGAUGCGCUCCAGACAAGUACAUCAAAACGCAGUUGCCGGUAGGAGUUGCUUUGGAUGUCCGUGCUGCCUCCACAAUGACAGCCGAGACCACCCAUUUCGUAGUGGACGACGCCUCUCCAGCCCUUAACAGCGACACGUCAUUCAAGUUGGUGUACUCACUAGCCUGUCCCACGAUCCGGUUGGUAAGCCACAAGUUCCUAAGGACACUCGUCGAGUCAUGGGUGGGCCACGUGAACCGGGAAACACCGAUCCCGUAUAUUUCAGUUACCCCCAAAGUGGAGUUAGACCGCGCAAUUAUGUUCCCAGUGGGUUCCAGCACUCUGCGGACCACCUUGUUUAUGCACUCCAUCUUUGUGCUUUUUGACAGGCUUCAGUACAAACUAUACAGUGAAAUUUUGCGCAAUUGCGGCUGCGACCAGGUCUUGCUCUUUCCCUUGGACCAAAAUACAGAUGUCUCGCAAUACGCAAAACUACUUGCUACCGGUGUGGGGUCGUUACCGGAGUUUGAGCGUAUCGUCUUGGUGAAUUUACGUUUGGAGAACCCAUCAGAUGUCGCACCAGUGGAUUUGUCACCAUUCUACCAAUUGCUGGUGGCCAUUUACGGAAAAGACAACGUGAUCUUUACUGAGAAUCUGCACAUCUGCGAAAGCAUCAAAAACAUUGACAUUUCCCAAUUGAAAAGUACAAGACCGGCAAAGAGAACCGAGCCUGGAUUGAUAGACGAAAGCGACCCUAAACGGAGGAAGGUUACGAUUUCGGGGAAAUCUGCGCUUGCACGAAGACGCCAAGAGCGAGAGAAGAAGAGAAAAAAUAACGCGAUUGAAUUGUUCUUUAGUCUCGGGGACGCCGAGUCCAAGCCGGAAACACAGCCAUUGCCAGAAUCCGAACCAGAGGUGAUGAAGCAUGUGAGACUACCAGAGGAGAAGAUUGCCGUCUUGGAAGAAGCACAGCCCCAGAAAGCCACCAACUCUCGUACUAUCAUGCUAUCCCAGAUUGAGCGAAAUAACGCCAGGACGGAGGUGAAGGACCACAAGCGCUUGGCGAAUGAGGAGUCGGCUGGGAAACCGGAGGUGAAGCGACGCCGCAAAGUGACGCUCUACGAGGCGAUUAAAAACCAAAAGGACGAUAAGGUCAAGACCGAGGCGGAAGAAAAUAAGGAAAACGACAUUUACGACGAGGAGUAUAUCAAGUCUAUGCGCGAUUUGGCGAUCGUGGAAACCAUGGACGACACGUUUCUUCGCAACAAGGACCGCAUGCUCUCCCUGUCGAAGCUCGACGCCAGGCUCAGAGACCGGGUGUCGAUGAUAAAGCCGGAAUGGAAGGCCAAAAAAAACUUCAAGAAGUUUAUCAAGCGGAGCAGGGCGGAUUCCAGUGAUUCUGCGGAUCCGUCGCGGGCCGCCAAGCAAUACAUCUGGUUGGAGGCGUACGAUUUGGCCCAAAACACCGGCAACAGCGUGGACACGUUUGAGAACGACGGAUACGGGGAACCUCCUGAGGACCGCCGCACUAUUCCAAAGAGUCAAGACGAAGUGGAUAGCAAGGAGGGAGACACCUCCGGCUUCCAGUUUUCCCAUAGAGGAUACAAGACCCCUGCAACUGAGCAGGAAAGUACUAGCCUCUUUGUGGAUGCUUCCGAUUCCGAGGGAGAAGCGCCAAUAUUUGCGAAAGGGCUGCGCGCGGUGUUGAGGGUGCGAACGCCUCCGAGAAAGACCCCCCGUCGAAUGUCCUACGCCGAGAUAGUGGACGAAGAGGACGAUGAUUACGACGAGCCGAAGUUCAGGUUUAAAUCGAGAUAA
Molecule: messenger RNA, 2235 nt
Organism: Babjeviella inositovora NRRL Y-12698
Lineage: Eukaryota; Fungi; Ascomycota; Pichiomycetes; Serinales
Exons: 1
Coding region: 1-2235 (744 amino acids)
Biological process (GO): mitotic G2 DNA damage checkpoint signaling; double-strand break repair via homologous recombination
Cellular component (GO): Mre11 complex
Molecular function (GO): damaged DNA binding
Source: RefSeq, a predicted model, not a curated record